CCCACUCGAUCGAUGCAAUAACUCAUCACAUCUCUCUCUCUCUCUCUCUAUCUCCCACUUAUUCACUUCAUUUCUUCUUCGCUUCUCUUUGCUCCCCCCUCUCUCUCUGUUCUCUCUUUAGUUAUCUCUAAUGGUGGAUCAUUACCAAACUGUGUGCGCUAUGUGCGGCGACGUUGGCUUCCCUGACAAGCUCUUCCGCUGCUCCAAGUGCCUCCGCCGCUUUCAACACUCGUAUUGUAGCAACUACUACUACUACAGUGAGCAAUCGGAUCCGAUACAGGUGUGUGAUUGGUGCCAAAGCGAGCAGAGGAGGUGGAACAAUGGCGGCGCCGCCCCUUCGAGAAGUGAUUCGGGGACCAACCGGCCGUCGGAAUAUUCCGGUGACAAAAUCAAACAGCGCGACCGAGAAGAAGGCAUGGAAAAGUCAGGUGGGAAGAACCCUGCUGCGUCGUCUUUGCCACGGACCGCUACUCGCCGGUACAAACUUCUCAAGGAUGUUAUGUGUUGAAGACUAGCUAGCUUAAUUAUAAUUAGAUAUGUAUAUGAUAAUGUUCCAAUGAGACCGCCUUCCCUGUGAGAUCGUGUGGACCAGCAUACAAUGUAUUAAAACUAUUUUAAAAUAGAUUGUGUGCAUUCAAGUACGAGUCAGUAUUUAAGUACAAGUCAGCAUGUUGUAAUAGGUGAAGUGGUCUCAUUUAAUUACUAAUCUAUAUGUAUGGAUGGUUAGUUUGUGGAGUGCUAUAAUAACAAACCCAACUUGUUCCCA
This is a messenger RNA of Ipomoea triloba (trilobed morning glory), 766 nucleotides long. RefSeq lists its product as uncharacterized. The transcript has 2 exons. NCBI's taxonomy places the organism in Eukaryota, Viridiplantae, Streptophyta, Magnoliopsida, Solanales, Convolvulaceae. Bases 131 to 508 code for a protein of 125 amino acids. The record is from RefSeq and is a predicted model, not a curated record.